Messenger RNA from Brassica napus (rape), 1128 nucleotides. RefSeq names its product LIM domain-containing protein WLIM2b-like. The coding region runs from base 229 to 927 and encodes 232 amino acids. Gene Ontology annotation, molecular function: actin filament binding. The record is from RefSeq and is a predicted model, not a curated record. Gene Ontology annotation, cellular component: plasma membrane; actin cytoskeleton. Lineage: Eukaryota; Viridiplantae; Streptophyta; Magnoliopsida; Brassicales; Brassicaceae. The transcript has 6 exons. Gene Ontology annotation, biological process: actin filament bundle assembly.
AAAAAAAAAGGAGAUUAGACAAAAGCCAAAGUGGAACCCCACUGUCUCCUCCAGCAAAUAGAAUCCAUAAAAAGGCGAGAUUUUUCACCCCAAUCUCCGAUCUUUUUAUUCUUCUUCAUCUCUUUGAUCGUCAUCACACAGAUCCUCCAUUCUCUUUUCGUUCAGAUCUUGGAAGGUCCUCAGCUCAAGGAGAGGAGAAGAGGAAAGUAAAGGGAGAGACUUUGAAGGAUGUCUUCAUUCACAGGAACUCAGCAGAAGUGCAAGGCUUGCGAGAAGACGGUGUACCCUGUGGAGCUUCUCUCAGCUGAUGGUGUUAGCUAUCACAAGUCUUGCUUCAAAUGCACUCACUGCAAAUCCAGGCUUCAGCUGAGCAGAUACUCAUCAAUGGAAGGUGUGCUGUACUGUAAGCCUCAUUAUGAGCAGCUCUUCAAGGAGUCUGGUAGCUUCACCAAGAACUUUCAGUCACCUGUUAAACCUGCGGCUGAGAAAUCAAGUCCUGAGCUGGUAAAUGUUUCGUUAUCUGGUUUUGACUGUAAGCUCUUUAGAUACAUUGAAGUUUUCUCUUAUAUCGUCUUCUUCUUCUUCGUUUGUUCUCAGACAAGGACCCCUAGCCGAGUUGCCGGUAUGUUCUCAGGGACACAAGAAAAAUGCGCCACCUGCAGUAAAACUGUGUAUCCUAUCGAAAAGGUAACAGUGGAGAGCCAGACGUAUCACAAGUCCUGCUUCAAGUGCUCACAUGGAGGCUGCCCAAUCUCGCCUUCAAACUAUGCAGCUCUUGAAGGAAUCUUGUACUGCAAGCACCAUUUCGCUCAGCUUUUCAAGGAAAAGGGAAGCUACAACCACUUGAUCAAAUCCGCUUCCAUCAAACGCUCUGCAGCUGCUGCAGUUGCUGCUGGUGCACCUGCAGCCGCCGUUCCUGAAUCUUAAAACUCAAUAAUCCUCUCUUCUCUCUCCUCUCUAGUCUAAAAUUGAAAACUCAAUGCCAAACUGAUUCAGUUUGUUUUCUCUUUUGUGUCUUUAUGUGUGAGCGUGUGUAAUCUAUCUCUUUGUUUACAUUGUUAUCUCCUAAAAAGCUUGUUUGUUGUCGUAACUUUGGUAUCUAUAUAUAAAAAACUGAGACUUUCCUUU